Messenger RNA from Cottoperca gobio, 2020 nucleotides. RefSeq names its product Fas (TNFRSF6) associated factor 1 (gene faf1). The coding region runs from base 263 to 2020 and encodes 585 amino acids. Gene Ontology annotation, cellular component: nucleus; endoplasmic reticulum. Gene Ontology annotation, molecular function: ubiquitin binding; NF-kappaB binding. Gene Ontology annotation, biological process: ERAD pathway. The transcript is spliced from 16 exons. The record is from RefSeq and is a predicted model, not a curated record. NCBI's taxonomy places the organism in Eukaryota, Metazoa, Chordata, Actinopteri, Perciformes, Bovichtidae.
GCAGCCGCUUUACGUCAGCCGUAAAGCAAUGGACUAGAUGACAAUAAUGAUAGGCGAUAACUGAACACUGUAACGUUACUUUACAGAAUUCUGCCUAUCUGAAGCGUGUAAAUCCCGAUAAAGUUAAAUAUUUCCAAUCCACCAACCUCUCACUCGUUGCCAGGUCUAAGCAAAGUAUUUCAUUAAUACUCAGUGUCCCUCAGUGAGGCGAGAAAGCGACGAGAGCCAGUGGAAGAAGAAUCGCUUUUAGCCAGUCAUUGCCAUGGCCUCCGAAAGCGGCGAAAGCAACAUGGAUAGAGAAAUGAUUCUGGCCGACUUUCAGGCUUGCACUGGAAUUGACAACAUUGCAGAGGCAAUCACUCUGUUAGAGCUUAAUAACUGGGAUUUAGUGGCAGCCAUCAACGGAGUGAUUCCACAGGAGAAUGGGAUCUUACAAAGUAACUUUUCCAGUGAGGCGAGCCAGUCCAGUAUGUUUGGACCUCCUAGCCAAUCAGAAGCAGCCGAUGCAGCAGCAGGAGGUUCGGUUCCUCCCCCCUCUUCUUCGUCUUUGUCCUCCUCUCCUCCAUCGUCCUCGACUUCAGCUUUUUGCCCCGUCAACUCCUCCUCCCGACACAUUGUAGAGCGCCAGCCCCGGAUGCUUAACUUCAGGGUGGAGUACCGGCAGCGCACUGUAGAGCUGGUACUGGAGGAAGGCAGCACAGUCGGAGAAAUCAAACAGAUCCUCGAGACAGAGCUCGGGGUGCCAGUGUCGAAAAUGCAGCUGAAGGGAUGGAAGAGUGGAGACGUGUCCGAUACUACGGUGAUGAGAAGUUUACACCUGCCCAAGAACAACAGCCUGUACGUCCUGACCCCAGAUAUCGCCCCUACUGCCAGCACCAGCAAAAACAGUGGUCUCCCAGAGUCGUUAAACCAGAACUUCCUGCUGGUCAUCAGCCACCGCGAAGCCCAGAGGGACUACAGUCUCAACUUCCCCGGCACCAGAACUAUACAGGAGGUGAAGAGGAACGUUUCAGACUUGACCAACAUCCCCGUCCGGCAUCAACAGUGGGAGGGAUGGCCCGCUUCAGCCACUGAUGACUCUAUGACGCUAGCUGUCUCUGGGAUCAACUAUCCCUGCCAUCACCUCAGUGUUUGUCGAAGGUCCUCACCAGCCAAUUCCCAGGAACCCACAGAAGAGUGCGCAGACGUCCAUAUGGUCAGCGACAGUGAGGGGGAUGAUUUUGAAGACGCGUCAGAGUUCGGUGUGGACGAUUCAGAGAUGUUUGGAAUGGGCGCCUCCACCUGUCGGAAAGCGCCUAUGAUGCCAGAGAAUAGUGAGAAUGAAGCUGAUGCCUUACUGCACUUUACUGCCGAAUUUUCUUCAAGGUAUGGAGAGACCCACCCCAUGUUUUUCAUUGGGUCUUUGGAGGCGGCGUCUCAAGAGGCCUUCUACGGCAAAGCCAGAGAUAGAAAGCUGCUGGCCAUCUACCUCCACAAUGAUGACAGUGUCCUCAGCAACGUCUUCUGCUCCCAAAUGAUGUGCGCCGACUCUAUCGUCUCCUACCUGAGCCAGAACUUCAUCACGUGGGCCUGGGAUGUCACUAAAGAAGCUAACAAAGCCAGACUACUCACCAUGUGUACGAGGCACUUUGGCAGCGUGGUGACGCAGACUAUACGGACGUACAAGACAGACCAGUUCCCCCUGCUCCUUAUAGUCAUGGGCAAACGCACAUCCAAUGAAGUUCUAAAUGUUAUUCAAGGUAAUACGACGGUGGACGAGCUGAUGAUGAGGUUAAUGGGAGCGAUGGAGAUCUUCACCGCACAACAACUAGAGGACAUCAAAGACGAGGUGCGGCACGCAAACGUUGUUGUUCUUAAACGUGUGGUUCCAACACAUCCAUAUGUCUCCAGUCCCCGGAGUGGGAGUAGUGUCCCAGGAGGAAGCAUCUUUGUGGGCUUCAGGGAGUGGGAGGACUGGAGGAUGCAGGAUGGAGUUCUGGGGGGGUUCAAUUUGCCCCUGGAGGCUUUAUGUAGCCACUAA